Folsomia candida is the source of this 1864-nucleotide messenger RNA. Its product is annotated as titin-like. Lineage: Eukaryota; Metazoa; Arthropoda; Collembola; Entomobryomorpha; Isotomidae. Bases 375 to 1598 code for a protein of 407 amino acids. The record is from RefSeq and is a predicted model, not a curated record. The transcript is spliced from 4 exons.
UCAGUCUGUCUCAUUUCAUUAAGUAUGCAAAUUUGAGUCUGCUGGAUCGCAUUACACAAAUGAGUGCAAAUAAUAAAAUGCAAAUGAGGACAAAUUUAUUUCGGGUUUUGUUAGAAAUUAUAAAUUUUGAAAGACUAUGAAUUUAAUUGCUUUGACCGACGAAUAGGAAGUGACGAUGGUUAUCCAACAUGUUUCUAAAUAUCUUUAAAAUGAACAUGUCAGGAGAUAGAUUUGAAAUUCAAAUUUUAAAUCACAUGUUGAGCGUGGGGUUUAAUACAAAUUAAUUAAGGAACAAUUAAGUAUUACCAAAAUAGUUAAAAUUAGAUAUAUCUAGCAAUAAAUAACGUAUUCAUGCAUGUCCUUGGUUGUCCUGCAUGAAUGAAUGGCAACAUGGAAAUUCAGGCGUUCUCUAUGAAUUUAUUUCUGAGCGUCCAAUUUUGCAACAAAGUUUCUCAAAGGUCGUUGACAUGGGGACGAAAAGAUCAGAGUUUUCUCUGCCAGCCAGCCAAAAGUUCACUUCAGGCCCAGAGACGCCAGUCCACUCGCAGUCUCCGCUCCGACACUUUCCUCUCCAGCCAGUCCUUCCACCAAUUUCUCUCAGAAACAUUUACAUUUUUCCCGAAACUUCUCACGAUAAAUUCAAAGGUCCCAGAUUAGAAAUGGACAUCGCGUUCCUUGAUAGUUUGCUAGGAUCCCUUGGCAAUGGAGCAGGCUCUGGAGCAGAGCCAGAGUCUAGUGCUAGUCUGUUCGAAAGAUUGGGAGCAGCUGAGGUGGAGGCUAUGCUGGCGGAGGACGAAGGUCUUACUGUUGCCCAGCAAUUGGAAAAAUAUGGUUUGGAAGAUAUGUUAGACCCAAACAUUCAGGCCAUAGUGUCUGAGGUAAUGGCUGAGAUGUUGCCAGCGCCAGCCCCAGAGCCAGCUCCAGUGCCAGUUCCAGUGACGGAGUCAGUUCCAACACCAGCUCCAGAGCCAUUGUCGGUGCCUGAGGUGAAAAAGAAGAGUAGACCACAGAAGAAAAAGAGAGAGGAGGUUCCGGUCAGCGAAGAUGACGAGGUACAAGUGGUGGAUGUAAAACCUGCGAAAAAAAUGGGUCUCCCCAAGAAGGUCGUCAUCCCAGGUGAAUUUGUGAAAAGGCCACGUAAAUUGAGUCAGAAUACCAAGGAAAAUUGCGAGAACGAAGGGGAAGGCCCAUCCUCGUCUGUGAAGGUGUGGAGAGGUCGUGGACCGAAUAGAUCUAAACCUCCACCUCAGGUUAAGUCGAGAAUUCAACUCGCAAUGGAGGAAAUGAUGGGCUUAGAUGCAGAAAACGAGGUGAUCGCACCCGAUGAAGAACUUAUACCAGAAGAACUCGCAGGCUUCGAUCAUGUCGAAGUAUAUCGGGCAGAACAGUCGCGGGAAGCUCUAUGGAAAAAGUGGGCGGGGUCGUAUAGAGACCCUCGGCCGAAGGAUUUUAAACCGUCACUGAAAGAGAAAAGUUUCAGGAAGAAGGCGAAGGUUCAUGAGCAACCCGUGUCUACCAACCCACUUGUAGUAUUUCGGAGAACAGCAGACGGUGGCAUUGUGGAUGUCAGGAGAGUAACGCUCGGGAAUCGGCGUUAAUAGUAUUUAGUAUUACAAAACGAAUCAAUAAUUGUUCAAGUUGUUAAUUUCUCUUAUAUAACAGUAUCUUAUAAUGAGGGUGGUUCCAAGUCCUAAAUUAUCGUUUGAAGCUAUUUGUAAGUCAUUGAAUGAGCUGAAAUGUUAUUUAUUAUGAAUGUACCAGUUAGAAACCAAUCUUGUUUUUGUUUCAUUGUUUCCAGUUCUUUAUAUUUUUCCUCAUUCGUUGAGCUUUUCGAUCGUAAAAUAAAUUGCUACUUUAAUGAAUA